Molecule: messenger RNA, 1276 nt
Organism: Oreochromis aureus
Lineage: Eukaryota; Metazoa; Chordata; Actinopteri; Cichliformes; Cichlidae
Gene: arl6ip5a
Product: ADP-ribosylation factor-like 6 interacting protein 5a
Exons: 3
Coding region: 67-627 (186 amino acids)
Biological process (GO): negative regulation of transport
Cellular component (GO): membrane
Source: RefSeq, a predicted model, not a curated record
GUUUGAAGUUAAGGGCGACUGUCUGUCAGAUUCUGUGCGCUGUCAGAUUUAGUAAAGGGGGCAGAAAUGAUGGCUAGGAUUGAGGUGGCACCGCUCCGACCGUGGACCGACUUCUUUCCCGGCUCGGAUAGAUUCGCAAAACCAGACACAAAAGAUUUUACGAAAUGGAACAACAGAGUUGUCAGCAACCUGCUUUAUUAUCAAACUAAUUAUCUGGCUUUGGUCACCUUCGUUUUCCUCCUCGUCGGGAUCCUGAAACCUCUGGAGACUCUUGUAGCCAUAGUCGUGGUGUCAGUCGUGUUUGUGGUUUCGGUGUGGGUCGGGGAGAAUGGAGCUGCGAUCAACAACUUUAAGAAGCAGAAACCUUCAGCGUUCAUCAUUUUGAUCAUGGUUGCCAGCUGCAUAUUGAUUUCCGUGCUGGGGAGCAUCGUGGUAUUCAUGUGGGCCAUCACUUUACCCCUGAUUUUAAUAUUUGCACAUGCUUCAUGUCGCAAACGCAAUAUGAAGAAUAAACUGGAGAACAAGAUGGAUGGAUUUGGACUGAAGAAGACGUUUAUGGGCAUUCUGCUGGAUUCUCUGGGUCAGCAGGAGGAAACCGCUCAAAAGUUCAACAACUUUCUGGAUUAAAAGUGAAAGAGUGACUGGAUUUGAGAAGAAGCAAAUGCACGUGUGUGUGCCAAAGAUAUGACUUUUUUUUUUUUUAAUUUGCUUAGAUUUUAGACGUUUGUUUCUCUCAGUCUAAACCCUUUGAAGUUUCAUGCACAGCUUGUGAUUUAAAAAGAAAGAUUGUUAUCUUAAGGGCGUUAUCUUUACCUCAGGGCUUCUGUCACUCUACCCAGAACUUGUCAGGGUACUUUUUUUUUUGUUUUGUUUUUUUCUCUGAACAGUGAUGAGGGCAUGUGAGUGCAGCCUCACAUCUCUGCUAUGCAGUGUGCAAGUGUUCCUGUAAAACCAGCUGCACACUUAUCCCUGGGUACGAAAUCUGUGUUCAAUCAUUCUCAGAAACAGCCGUCAGCUCUGUCUGUUUGUGCUCAGCUAAAAUUGUGAAAGCAGCACGAAUGUUGCCUUUUUACAAAGAAUGAAGAGUGCACGCUCAACUUAGCUGUACUGCCAAGAAGCUCGGAGGCUGGAUUGAAUAAUCUGCUCACGUAAAAAGUAACACCAGCUUCCGAUGAUCAUCCAAAUAAAAAGUAGACAAAAGAGAGAGGACUGCUGUGUCUCAAGUCAGACUGCUUUGUCAAUAUUGUAAAAUAAAGACUUCAAAGGUGACCCGUGA